Messenger RNA from Lindgomyces ingoldianus, 1005 nucleotides. Its product is annotated as alpha/beta-hydrolase. Bases 1 to 1005 code for a protein of 334 amino acids. NCBI's taxonomy places the organism in Eukaryota, Fungi, Ascomycota, Dothideomycetes, Pleosporales, Lindgomycetaceae. The transcript has 4 exons. The record is from RefSeq and is a predicted model, not a curated record. Gene Ontology annotation, molecular function: hydrolase activity.
AUGCCAAUGAAAUCAGAUAUUUUCGUUGAUGCAUCCAAGUUCGAUCGCUCGACGGUCUCGGAGAAGACCAAAAAGUUCAAUGAAAGCUUGAUCAAAACCUGGAAAGAUGGACCCCGAUGGUAUGAGGUAGGGGCAGCAGAAUAUCGAAAGCUCAGAUGGGAGGGGAAGACCCCAUUACCAAAACCAGUGAUUCUUCCUGGAGGCGUGAAUAUGACGAUUCCUUCAAGAGACCCGGGACGAGAGAUUCCUUGCAGGUACUUCAAGCCUGCAAAUGGAGUAUCCAAGGGCAUUCAUUUACAUAUCCAUGGUGGCGGUUGGGUUCUACAAUCCGAAGCUUACCAAGAUCCGUAUCUGAAAUACAUGGCUGAUCAUUUCGACUUGACAGUGUUUUCGGUGGGAUACAGACUUGCUCCCGAAGACCCAUUUCCGGCUGGAGCAAAUGAUUGCUAUGAUGCUGCAGAGUGGCUCAUCAAGAACGGCGAGGAGAAGUUCGGGGGCGAGCUUAUGUUUACUGGAGGAGAGUCCGCCGGGGGUCACCUCGCCGCCCUAGUUGCUCUCUAUCUCCUCGAAAAAGCCCCCAGCUUCGCAUUCAGAGGGCUUCUCCUUCACUUCGGCUGCUACGAUCUCUCCGGCUUCCUACCCAUGGUCGACCACCACGAGUUGGAGCUCGUCAUCGACCUCGAUGUGAUGCAGAAAUACAUCGACGCCUUGCUCCCGAAUACCACUCCUAUGGAACGCCGGCAUGCUUCUAUCUCCCCCUUCUUUGCAGACAUCCGGGGGAAAAAGCUACCACCAGCAUUGUUUACUUGUGGAAGUGAGGACCCGUUGUUAGAUGAUACGCUGUUCAUGGGUGCGAAGUGGCAGGCUUGGGGGAAUGAGGCCGUGGUUAGAAUUUACAAUGGUGCACCCCACGGGUUUAUUAUGUUUCCACCCGGGACAUGUGAUGCAGUGCAGGAGGGUCUGGAUGCCACUGAGGAGUUUGUGAAGCAGAAGAUUGGGACGUAA